CCUCCGCCGACCGGCCGGCCGGCUUCGCUCGCCAUGGCCGCCACCGCUUCCUUCCUCUCCCACCUCCUCCUCGCCCCCAAGCGCAGACCCAAAACUCAGCCAAACCCCUCGCAUCUUCCCUCCCAGCGCAUCACGGACCGGCUUCCCUGCCGUGGGCGGCGCUCCUCCGUCGCGGUCUCCGCCGCGGCAUCCGACCUCCUCUCUCCCGCGCCCUCCCUCAAGUCCCGCCUCGCCGCCGGAGACACCCUGUACGGUCUGUUCCUCCUCUCCUUCUCCCCUACCCUCGCCGAGCUCGCCGCCCUCGCCGGCUACGACUACGUCGUCGUCGACAUGGAGCACGGGCCGGGCGGGAUCCCCGAGGCGCUCGCCUGCCUUCGCGCGCUGGACGCCGCGCGCACCCCCGCCGUGCUCCGCCUCCCGGAGGCCAGCGCCGUCUGGGCCAAGAAGGCGCUGGACCUCGGCCCCGCGGGCCUCAUGCUCCCCGCCAUCGAGUCCCCCGAGGCCGCCGCGGAGGCGGUCUCCCACUGCCGCUACCCGCCGCGCGGGGUCCGCGGCGCCGCACACCCCAUCGUCCGCGCCUCCGCCUACGGCUUCGACGACUCCUACCUCUCCCGCUGCGAGGACGAUACCCUCGUCAUCUGCCAGGUCGAGACCGCCACCGCGAUCGCGGAGAUCGACGCCAUCGCCGCCGUCGACGGCGUGGACGUCGUGCAGAUGGGCCCGCUCGACCUGUCGGCUAGCAUGGGAUACCUGUGGGACCCCGGGAACAGGAAGGUCCGGGCUACGCUGAGGGAGGCCGAGAGGAAGGUGCUGGAGGCCAAGAAGAAGAAGAAGGCGGCGGCAGCAGCCUCGGGUGGCAAUGCUGCUUACCUGGGCGGGUUUGCAAUGCAGAAUGACCCGCCGGAGCAGCUCAAAUUGAGGGGUUACCAUAUGGUAGCUGGCGCAGUAGACAUUGCUAUGUUCCGGAAGGCGGCAUUGGAUGAUGUCAGGCGGUUCCGAGAGGCAGUGAUGGAGAUCGGCGAGGAGGAUGAUGAGGAUGAGGUUGAGAAAUGUGAGAAGGAAAAUGACGGGUACUGGAGUGAGUGAGUGAACAGUGUAGAACAGAGCUGAGCUGAAGCAUGGAGAGAAGUGGCUAUGGGUUUUGUUCUGGUGAUAUGUUUUUUGUUCUGAAUUCAGAGGAUUUAUUCGAGAUCUUAAGGAGCCCAAGAAUUUCUAGCUUUAGCUGUACUCUUGUUUAGGUCAUCAUUUGAUUUUCAGGUGAACAAUCCGGUUGGGCAUCUUAAACAUCCCUAUUUGUAGGAUGAAACUCAGAACUGGUGGCUACCAAUAAAGUGCUGUUUUUUUUCGCCCCC
Molecule: messenger RNA, 1352 nt
Organism: Zea mays
Lineage: Eukaryota; Viridiplantae; Streptophyta; Magnoliopsida; Poales; Poaceae
Exons: 1
Coding region: 34-1086 (350 amino acids)
Cellular component (GO): cytoplasm
Molecular function (GO): aldehyde-lyase activity
Source: RefSeq, marked predicted